AGGGAUGACAAGUGCAUAAAAAAUAAAAAAAAUUAAUACAAAUCAAUUUGAGAAAUAAUUGGUUAUAACACAAUAAAAAAUAAUGAAACAAUAUGAGUUGGCUUUUAAGAAAAUUGUGGGCGAUUCUCAAUUGAUUUCAUGUUGUGUUUCAGAAAACCUAUUAUGACAAUUUCCCAUAUCCUCAUUUCAUCAAAAUAUCGAAAAAUAUUACAAACAAUGGCAUUCGCUUCAUUCAUCAUCUAUAUCACGCUUGUUUUGUACAACAACGUCUAUGGCUUACCGUCGGCAUCGAUCCUGAAUCAACAGGUCAAUACAACACACGAUCGAGAGCCAACAGACAUUAUUCCAACGUUAGCUGAUUAUUUCGAUAUUAAUUUGCCGCCAGAUGAUCUUCAAAGAUUGCAUGAAAUGACACGUGAGACAAAAGUUAACUUUGCAACAAAGCCUUCGAUCGGCAGUGAUAUGCAAUUAUUAGAUUAUUAUAACUCAAAUACAGUGACUGGCACACCAAAACCAGAUCAAUAUAGUUUAGACGAUAUAUUUAUUAGUGUUAAAACAACAAAAAAUUAUCAUAACAAUCGGUUAGUUAUGAUAAUUAAGACGUGGUUUCAAUUAGCAAAGGAUCAGACGUGGUUCUUCACGGAUACUGAAGACAAAUAUUACCAAAAAUUAACAAAUAACCACAUGAUCAAUACAAAUUGCUCUCAAGGUCAUUUUAGGAAAGCACUCUGUUGCAAAAUGGGAAAAGAAUUCGACUUUUUCAUGUCAAGCGGAAAAAAAUGGUGGUGUCAUUUUGAUGACGAUAACUAUGUAAAUGUGCCAAGAUUAGUUAGUAUGUUAAGUGAAUACAGUGCGUCACAAGAAUGGUAUUUGGGCAAACCAAGUAUAUCUUCGCCGUUAGAAAUAUUUUUAGAUAAUAACAAAUUUUCGCUGACACCAUCAGAAACCAAUAAAAAAAUUAAAUUUUUGUUUGCAACUGGAGGAGCAGGAUUCUGUAUAAGUCGAAAGUUGGGCAAAAAGAUGAUGCCUGUAGCUGGCAAUGGAAAUUUCGUUAAAAUUGGCGAUAAAAUUCGGUUUCCUGACGACGUUACAAUGGGUUUCAUCAUUGAAAGUAUACUUAAACGACCCUUGACAGUUGUUGAUGCAUUCCAUUCGCAUUUAGAGCCCAUGGAAUUUAUUCGACCAGAAACUUUUCAAGAUCAGGUCUCCUUUAGUUAUGCAAAGAUGAAAAACGAUUGGAAUGUCGUCAAACUCGACGGAGGAUUCGACACAAAAACAGACCCAAAGCGAUUCUUUUCACUCCAUUGUCAUCUCUUUCCGAACACAAGUUUCUGUCCUCAACGUAAACGGUGAUGCACAUUCAAGAAUACAUAAAUAUAUUUCAUCAAAUUGAUGAUAAGAGCUUUUUAUUAAUGAAAAAAUACACAUAAUAUAUACAAAAUAUUCGAAACAAAACAUUUUAAACAUUAUUAUAAAUAAUAAUUAAAACAA
Culicoides brevitarsis is the source of this 1491-nucleotide messenger RNA. Its product is annotated as fringe glycosyltransferase. Lineage: Eukaryota; Metazoa; Arthropoda; Insecta; Diptera; Ceratopogonidae. Gene Ontology annotation, cellular component: membrane. The record is from RefSeq and is a predicted model, not a curated record. Gene Ontology annotation, molecular function: O-fucosylpeptide 3-beta-N-acetylglucosaminyltransferase activity. The transcript is spliced from 8 exons. Gene Ontology annotation, biological process: regulation of Notch signaling pathway. The coding region runs from base 139 to 1353 and encodes 404 amino acids.